CCUCUCUAAUUAUGCGUUGAAGUGAAGAAAAAAGAAAUGGCGACCCGAAUCCCUCUCGGUGGUGCAGGCAGUUCUUCCUACAUUCACAACUACCAACUCCAAGGACGCUAUAUACCUGCUCACCAUAAUGUGAUGACGGCCCAUGGCUCGGCAGGAAGGCAUAGUCUCAGUACCUCUCACAGCCGCAAGGUAGCAGGAGUCCAGCAGGGAAGAGUGAGUGACUUGGCCAAGAAGAGAAUGGGCGAGGUUUCAGCCUGGGCCUCAAAGGCACAGAAAAUGAAAAAGAAACGUCUUGGCGACAAAAUCCUAUCUGAAAGGGUGAGGGAUCUUGUACCGGAGUCUCAGGCCUACAUGGACCUCCUGGUGUUUGAGCGAAAGCUGGAUGCCACCAUUGCAAGGAAGAGGCUGGAAAUCCAGGAGAUGCUGCGUCGCCCUCUCAAGGAGAAGAGGAAGCUGAGGCUCUUCAUUUCUCACCAUUUCUUUACCACAGAGCCCGAGUCUGGGGAGGGACCUGGGAUUCCACAGUGGGAACUCAAGAUUGAGGGAGUCCUCUUAGAAGAGGGUGGAGCACAGGCAGACGCCAAGACCAAAUCCAAGUUCAGCUCUUUCUUCAACAACGUGGUCAUUGAAUUGGACAAGGAGCUGUAUGGACCGGACAACCACCUGGCAGAGUGGCACCGGUCCUCCUCCUCCUCCUCCUCCUCCUCUUCUUCUGCCGAGCUUGACGGCUUUACCGUCACCCGUCCGGGGGAAGGGACUGUCAAAUGUACCAUUCUUCUCACACUCAACUAUCAGCCGAUACAGUACAAACUGACCAGCAAACUGGCUAGACUGUUGGGAGUGCACACAGCUACUCGACCAGAUAUCAUCAAUGCCGUCUGGCAGUACAUUAAGUCCAAUAGGCUGCAAGAUCCUCAGGAGCGAGAGUACAUCAACAACGACAAGUACUUUCAGCAGAUUUUUGAGGUGCCGCGAAUGAAGUUUACUGAGAUUCCAAACCGUCUUCAGGGCCUCCUGUCCUCCCCUGACCCCAUCAUCAUCAACCACCUCAUCAAUGCUGAUGCUCCUGACCAGAAGCGAACCGCUUGCUAUGACAUUGAAGUUGACGUUGACAGUUCGUUGAAGUCUCAGCUACACUCUUUUCUCAUGUCGUCUUCCAGUCAACAAGAUGUCAAUAUCAUGGACAAUAAGGUACAAUACCCGAAGGCAGGAUACUCAAUCAGUAAGUAAUGUUUGAUUGUUUCGCUGCAGAUUCAUGAAACUGUGGAGCAGAUCAAUGCAAUCAAACUGCAGAGAGAAUUUUAUCUUGGAUUUUCACACAACCCUCAGAAAUUCAUCAAUGACUGGUUGGCAUCCCAGAGCAGAGAUCUGAGAGUAAAGACCGCACUAUACGUUGUCAGUUGCUCAUGUUUUUUGUUUUUUUACCAACAACAGGUGAUGAAGGACAAGAUGGGUAACCCUGAGUCUGAGAGAAGGGCAGAGUUUUACCAACAAUCCUGGUGCCACGAGGCUGUGCCCAGAUACUUCUACACCAAGGUGGCCCAGCGCAAGACUGAACUCGAACAAGCUAUGGGCAUCAAACAUCCAUAGUGCCUCUGCUGCAACCGUUUCGAUCCAUGGACACUCAAUGCUCUCACUGUUCACUCUCAUGAUGCACACAACAAUUAAAUUUAUAUACAUUGUACACCUUGAAUAAUUCUGAUGGACGUAUACUAAGGUGACCUUGGUGGGUGUUGUGCAAGGGUUCCUAUUGGUGACUGCCAACCUGUGACUGUGACUUUAACUGAGCCAAUCUAUCUCGAAUUGCUUCUCUUUCUUCCGUAGCUUUGCUGACUUACUGAGGCUUCUUGGUCCAGCCGCCACUCUAUCUCCUUCAGCUCCCACUCGACCUC
Messenger RNA from Geodia barretti, 1892 nucleotides. NCBI's taxonomy places the organism in Eukaryota, Metazoa, Porifera, Demospongiae, Tetractinellida, Geodiidae. The record is from the annotation of a GenBank genome assembly.